AUGAUGGUCGAGGCCCGCUACACGUCCGUAUUGCGCAGUACGCGCAGCGGCAACUACUACAACGUGCCCAUUCAAUCCGGAGUGUCCACCCCGUCGACGCUUCCCAGCAAUUCCGACGACAGAUUCGAGAGCGAAGCCGUAGCGGCGGCGUGGGGCACGACCACAAUGCGACGGCUCCCGGCCGUGGCUAAACGCCGCGACCUCAACGCGGCGCUCGACAGCGUCGCACCAUCGAAAGACCCCACGGCUUUUCAGCUCGCGUUCGCCUUUGACUUGAAUAAACUCGUGGCGUCGCUCACUACGGGCUUGGCCAGUUCGAGUCACAAUUCGUCGUUCACGUCGUCUACACACAGUGGGGGCGAACCCGCUCCCGAGCCAAUCCCUGAGCUCUCGCGGACAGCUCUGUUGCCAUUAGGUGGCAAUGGCAUUGAGAAGCAGGGGACGCCGCUACUGCGUCAACGUCGACGACGUGGGGCGCUGUCAGGGGAAGAGGAUCUCGCGCGCUCGUACGCGGGUGCUACGACGAAGGCGAGUCCGCCCAAUAGUAUCAUCGCCUAUAGCUUGAAUAAGCGCAAGCAGAAGCGAUUAGCAGCCAAAGCAUUGGCCGCAGCGUCUGGAGUGCAUGGUCCGAACUUUGAGGUAGCAGUGGCGGAUGCUGGCAAGGAGCACCAGCCGCAGUACGUGCCACGAUACGUGCCUCAGUACCAGGGCGACGUGACGACGUUCGUAGGACCGCCACCGUCACGCCAUCGCGAGCUUUUCGACCUGGAUCAGCAGAGUUACGCACUAUAA
This is a messenger RNA of Peronospora matthiolae, 792 nucleotides long. The record is from the annotation of a GenBank genome assembly. NCBI's taxonomy places the organism in Eukaryota, Oomycota, Peronosporomycetes, Peronosporales, Peronosporaceae.